Lutra lutra (Eurasian river otter) is the source of this 2415-nucleotide messenger RNA. RefSeq names its product RAB14, member RAS oncogene family (gene RAB14). Bases 143 to 790 code for a protein of 215 amino acids. NCBI's taxonomy places the organism in Eukaryota, Metazoa, Chordata, Mammalia, Carnivora, Mustelidae. Gene Ontology annotation, cellular component: recycling endosome; trans-Golgi network; Golgi apparatus. The transcript has 8 exons. Gene Ontology annotation, molecular function: GTPase activity; GTP binding. The record is from RefSeq and is a predicted model, not a curated record. Gene Ontology annotation, biological process: Golgi to endosome transport; endocytic recycling; defense response to bacterium.
CCUAGGCCAGCCCGCUACCUGCCGGGGCCUCGGCCGACCGCCCCCGCCCUUCUCCCGCUGCGCCUGCACUCCUCUUCCUCGUCCUGACGCCCCCCUCCCGCCCGGAAAGCUGCCCAGCCACCAGCAACCCCCCAGUGCCACCAUGGCAACUGCACCAUACAACUACUCUUACAUCUUUAAAUAUAUUAUUAUUGGAGAUAUGGGAGUAGGAAAAUCUUGCUUACUUCAUCAAUUUACAGAAAAAAAAUUUAUGGCUGAUUGUCCUCACACAAUUGGUGUUGAAUUUGGUACAAGAAUAAUUGAAGUUAGUGGCCAAAAAAUCAAACUGCAGAUUUGGGAUACAGCAGGACAGGAGAGGUUUAGGGCUGUUACACGAAGCUACUACAGAGGAGCUGCGGGAGCACUUAUGGUGUAUGAUAUCACUAGAAGAAGUACAUAUAAUCAUUUAAGCAGCUGGUUGACAGAUGCAAGGAAUCUCACCAAUCCAAAUACUGUAAUAAUUCUCAUAGGAAAUAAAGCAGAUUUGGAGGCACAAAGAGAUGUUACAUAUGAAGAAGCCAAACAGUUUGCUGAAGAAAAUGGCUUAUUGUUCCUUGAAGCAAGUGCAAAAACGGGAGAGAAUGUAGAAGAUGCCUUCCUUGAGGCUGCCAAGAAAAUCUAUCAGAACAUUCAGGACGGAAGCCUGGAUCUGAAUGCUGCUGAGUCUGGUGUCCAGCACAAACCUUCAGCCCCACAGGGAGGCCGGCUAACCAGUGAACCCCAACCCCAGAGAGAAGGCUGUGGCUGCUAGUGACCUCUUUGCCGUAGCUCCCAUUUGACCUUUCACCUCUGUCUGUUGGAAGCAGUACUUUUUACUGCCUCAUUGUCUUCUGUACAUCUUACUGGGUUUAAUUAAAAAAAAAAAAAAAGAAAAAACAACUCUGUUGUAAAAACAGUUUAACACAAUACUAAACUGCUAAACAACUAGAUGUAAUCAGGUUAUCAAAAGGCAAGUAGAGUAAUAAAUCUCUCCUGCAUGGUAAAUCUAGACUUUUUUUUCCCCUUGAUUGUCCUCGUGAUAGAUAUGUCACCAGUACAUGAUUUAAACUGAGCACUGAUGCUGAACUUAAAUGAUUUUUAUCCUUCCUUUUUUUUUGGGCAAGGCUUUGUCUUACUGUAUGGUUUAAUUUGAGGAUAUCUUAAGCCUUUCUCCCCAUCUUUAACUGUUCAAGUAUGUCUGUUGUAACCAAUAAGUUUAUUGCUGUGAAAUGACUUCUGAUAAAGAAUGGGUUCUAUAACUGCUUUUGUUUUCGUUGGAUAAAUUUCCUGUUGCGUGGGUGGCAUUUUUCUCGUGGAGGUUUGCUUCUGUCUUAGCCUUGCACAGGGAAGAUAUCCAUUUAUCUUUUCUCUUGUGCUUAAUUAAUAGCUUUAUCUUUUUUUUUUUACACCAUUUUAUCCUUUUCUCUUUAGCAGAAAGUAAAUAUGUAUAAAAUUUGAAGGAACCGAACUAACAAUACAUUCUGUGUAUAUUAUUUUAAUGAAGAAAAUAAAUUGAUUACUGGCAUUGGAACAGUAUAAAAUACCAGUUUGUACAGUAUGACCUAUAUGUGACCAUGUUACUCCCUUCCAUUUCACACAAGGAAAUACACAACUGCAGUUCACAAGUAAUACUGGCUCCACCCUCUGGUGCUGGCAGCAUUUGGGGACAUUAUGCUGGAAAGAGCUCCUGUAGCGUGAGAGGAUUAACACUAGCAGAUUCUGUUCCAUCUUUGCACUGUGGCUUACCUGCUGAUUUUCUUAACUGUUCUUGUGCAAUCGACAAUGUGCUAACCUGCUUUUCUCUUUGUAAACAUUUUGCAUUACAGGCUGCAUUUCUUGCCUUACUGUAUAGAAAAAGAAAAAAGGCUGGGUUUAUUAUUGCACAUUUUAAGCUUUUAUACCUUUAUCUUGGAAUGGUGAGAUUGUGUACCGGACAGUCAGAACCGCAGGUCUGCUGUUAAGGGAUUUUAAAUUGUGCAUUUUUAACACUACAGUGAAGUAAUUUAGGAUACCCCUUGUGUUCUUAGUAUGAGGGGCUAUUUUAUGUCAUGUUGGCAUAAGUUGUUUUGUAAAAGGGAAAGUGUUUCUAUUGGUGUUUCAGUGUUUGUGCUGAUACAAAGUAAGUUAUUACUUUGCACUAGGUGGUUUGGCCACUGAAAGAAUACUGUAUUGCAAGGGAAACAAUCUCUUUAGACAACAGACUUAUGUUUUACCAAGUUCUUUACUUCUUUCGAUUGAUUUCUGAUUCAGUUUAUGGUCCAGAUGGAGAAUUGAAGCUAUUUGAAGUAGGAUAGGUAAACCUUACUAUAUUCUAUAAAAUCACUCAGCUCAACUGCUGUGUUUAAAAUACACAUUUUAAAUCCCUCUUUACAGACACUAAAGUGAAAAUAAAAAAUA